This is a messenger RNA of Manis javanica (Malayan pangolin), 6226 nucleotides long. RefSeq names its product A-kinase anchoring protein 12 (gene AKAP12). Gene Ontology annotation, biological process: regulation of protein kinase C signaling; signal transduction. Gene Ontology annotation, cellular component: cytoplasm. Gene Ontology annotation, molecular function: calmodulin binding; protein kinase A binding. NCBI's taxonomy places the organism in Eukaryota, Metazoa, Chordata, Mammalia, Pholidota, Manidae. The record is from RefSeq and is a predicted model, not a curated record.
CUCGCCCCGCUCUUUGCUGGCAGCUCGCAAGGCAAGUUUUAGUUUUCCCUCGUCCUCUAAGGGCGGCUUGGCGCUUAGUUCUUUCUGAUCACAGCAGGAAGGCACGGGGUUGGCAAGACCCUCUGCUGCUUCAGCCAACUGCCAAAAGAGGGCAGGGAACCCCCCUGCUCUUCUGUUCCGGAGGCGCGCUACUAAAUAUGCUGGGGAUCGUUACCAUCACAGUUGGACAAAGAGAGUCCGACGAUGUGAACCAAAGAGACUCAGGUAAAGAAAUGACUGCUAACUCAGCGCUUGUUCAAGACAUCGUGAAGGACGGGCAGGACGAAAUGCCUGAAAUAACUGAACAGAUUCCGUCUUCAGAAAGCAACGUAGAGGAGCUUACACAGCCUACUGAGUCCCAGACUAAUGAUGUUGGAUUUAAGAAGGUGUUCAAGUUUGUUGGCUUUAAAUUCACUGUGAAAAAGGAUAAGAGCGAGAAGUCUGAUGCCGUCCAGCUGCUCACUGUCAAAAAAGAUGAAGGUGAAGGAGCAGGAGGGUCCGAUGGGGCUGGUGACCACCAGGAGCCCAGCCAGGAGUGUGAAGAAGUGGCACCUAAAGAGAGUGAAUUUAAACAAUCUACAGAGAAACCUGAAGAGACUUUGAAACUUGAGCAGUGCAACACAGACAUUUCUCUUCAAGCUGAGCGCAGUCAAACAGAGGAAGGUAAAGAAGAAGGGGAAGAAACACAAGAAAAAGAACCAACCAAAGCUCCGGACUCUCCAGCCAGUCCAGUGGCCAGUGAAACAGCGUCACCCUUCAAAAAAUUCUUCACCCAAGGUUGGGCUGGCUGGCGGAAGAAGACCAGUUUCAGGAAGCCCAAGGAGGAUGAGCUGGAGGCUUCGGAGAAGAUGAAAGAACAAGAGCCGGAAAAAGUAGACACGGAAGAAAAUGAAAAGCCAGAAGAGGCCCCUGAGAAACUGGCUGCUCCCGAACAACCACACCCACAGGUCACUGAAAGCGCCAGCGAUGCCCGAUUAUCCGCUGAAUAUGAGAAAGUGGAGCUGCCCUCUGAAGACCAAGGGCAGGGAUCUCCUGAAGAGAAAACUGCCCCUUUAGCCACAGAAGUAUUUGAUGAGAAAGUAGAGAUUGUUGCAGAAGUUCACGUUAGCCCCAUAGAGAAGGAAACAGAGGAGCAGAAGGCCGAGGGAGAAGUAGUAGAGGCCUCGCCACCUGAGAAACCAGUAGAAACCAGUGCUGAUCUCCAGAAAGCUGACGCUGCUGAGGAGCUGGUGAAGACCAUAGCCAUGCAUGCCCCCGGGGAGGACCACACUGAGCCAGCGGACCCGUGUCCCAGCGAGAAGGCCCCGUGCGCGCUUCCCGAAGGCGUGGUCAGUGAGGUGGAAAUGCUGUCCUCACCAGAGCGAAUUAAGGUGCAGGGAAGCCCUUUGAAGAAACUUUUUACCAGCACUGGCUUAAAAAAGCUUUCUGGAAAGAAACAGAAAGGGAAAAGAGGAGGAGGAGGCGAUGAAGAGUCGGGGGAGCAGCCGGCUGUGGCAGAAUCUCCAGAUAGCGCAGAUGAGCAGAAGGGCGAGAGCUCUGCCUCGUCUCCCGAGGAGCCCGAGGACACAGCGUGUCUGGAGAAGGGCACAGCCGAGGCGCAGCAGGAUGGGGAGGGCGAAGAAGGAACCACUUCCGACGGGGAGAAAAAGAGGGAAGGUGUCACUCCCUGGGCAUCUUUCAAAAAGAUGGUGACGCCCAAGAAACGUGUUAGGAGGCUUUCUGAAAGUGAUAAAGAAGACGAGUUGGAAAAGGUAAAGAGUGCCACCAUGUCCUCCACGGAGAGCGCGGCCUCUGAAAUACAGGAGGACAUGAAAGGAAACGGGGAGGAGCAGAAGCCGGAGGAACCGAAGCGCAAGGUUGACACCUCAGUCUCGUGGGAAGCUCUGAUCUGUGUGGGCUCAUCCAAGAAGAGAGCCAGGAAAGGGUCGUCUUCCGACGAGGAAGGGGGACCGAAAACAGUGGGAGGAGACAGUCCCAGACCAGACGAAGCGGGAAAAGACAAAGAAACGGGACCAGAGGCUGUCCCUGCCGGCUCCCAAGAGCAGGAUCUGGGGCCAGGGAGCUCCUCCCCCGAGCAAGCUGGAAGCCCCUCUGAGGGAGAGGGUGUCUCCACCUGGGAGUCAUUUAAAAGAUUAGUCACUGCAAGAAAAAAGUCCAAGUCAAAACUGGAAGAGAAAAACGAAGACUCUGUAACUGGGCCUGGCGUCGAACACUCGGCUUCCGAUGCUGAGCCCGGGAAAGAAGAGUCUUGGGUUUCGAUUAAGAAAUUUAUUCCUGGACGAAGAAAGAAAAGGUCAGAUGGGAAACAAGAACAAGCCACUGCUGAAGAUACAGGACCAGUGGAAGGCCACGAAGAGGACUCCGAUGUCCCAGCUGUGGUGCCUCUGUCUGAGUAUGAUGCUGUAGAAAGGGAGAAGAUCGAAGCACAGCAAGCCCAGAAGAGUGAGGAGAAGCCUGAGCCCUCAGUCACUGUCCAGGUGUCCGAAGAGCUCAAUAAGAGUCUGGUUCACGCAGUGACCGUGGCCCUCGUUGAUGGGACGAGGGCAGUCACCAAUAUCGAAGAACGGUCACCUUCUUGGAUCUCAGCUUCAGUGACAGGACCUCUCGAACAAGUAGAAGAUGAAGCCAAACCGCUCACUGAGGAGGGAAUAGAAAGAGAAGUCCUGGCAGAUGAAGCUCCUGUGGUGACCAAAGCUCUGCCGGAGCACCACGAAGCCAGUGAUGACACGCUCGUCAGUGAGGUGGAACUCACUUCUGAAGCCGUGACAGCUGCAGACGCCACCGAGGCAUCUGCUGCUGAAGAGACUGCCGACAUGGUUUCAGCUGUCUCCCAGUUAACUGAUUCCCCAAACACCACCGAGGAAGCCACCCCAGUUCAGGAGGUAGAAGGCUGUGUGCCAGACAUAGAAGACCAAGAGAGACGAACCCAAGAGGUCCUGGAGGCGGUUGCAGAAAAGGUCAGAGGAGAAUCACAGCUGCCUGACACCAGAGGGCCAGGAGACACAAUUCAAACCAUGCAGGAAGAAGGGCCAGAAAUGCCAGUCAAGGUGGAGGAACCACAGGAUUCGCAAACGGUAGAUGGGAAGAAAGAGGUGGAUGUAGUGUUGAAAGUCCAUGGGCAAGAAACUAAAACUGAGACUUUGAUACGAGAGAAGGUGCUUGUACAGGCCACCCCAGAAAGUGUUGUGAAAGGUCUUCAAGGUGCAGAGACCGUAGAGUCCAGUGAACAUAGAACCACCUGUCAAGCUGAAACCUUGGUUGAGGUAAAAUCAGAGAUUAUACUGGAACAGGCUGCAGCUCCUGACACUGCUGAAACCCCUACAGACAGUGAGACCAAUGGAAGCACCCCAGUAGCUGACCAUGAAGCCCUAAAUAUAACACAGCAAGACAAGAGCAUGGAAAUCCAUGAAGAUAAUGAGGUCACCUCUGGUACACAGCCUCAGGUCCCAGAAGCACAGGUAGUUCCCAUAAUGAAAGAGAUGCCUCCAGCACCUUCCAGUUUUGAAUCCCAGGAAGAAAGUGAAGAAUAUUCAAAAAUGGAAGAGGUUCCAGAUCAUACAGAUAAAGAGGUAUCAGUGGAAGCCAUACCCAUUCUUUCAAAGACUCAAGAAAUGGUCCAAUUUGCUGAUAAGGAGACCACAGAUGUGGUGCUCGAUGGAGGCCUGGAGGUGUCUGUGGACAGAGAAACAACAGUCAGUCAGAAAAAGACACCUGAAGUUGCCCUUAAAGAUGACAUUACUGAGGAAGCUGAAUUUCCAAAGAAUGAUAAUAUUGAACUCCAGAGUCAUGCUCAAUCCCUUCCAACCGGGGUGGAGAGAGAGAUGGUAGUUCAAGUAGUAAGGGAAGAAAUGGAAGCAAAGCCAACCCAAAUGAGUGAAGAGAAACUGGAGCAAAAACCGGCUGUUGCUGUGUCUGAGGAGCUCAGUAAGCAACUGGUGCAGACAGUCAGUGUGACUGUCAUAGAUGGGGAAAAGGAGGUUAUCAGUUUUGAAGAAGGUUCUCCUCCGCCAGUGGAAGAGGAAGUGGUAUGCACAGAAACUCAUGUUCAAAGCUCUGAGGCAUCACUAACGCUAACAGCUGCCUCAGUGGAGGAGGUCUUCAGAGAAACCGUCGGGAUUGUAGAAACAGCUGAACCUUUGGAGUCUGCAGAUGCACACUUAGUACUGGAAGAAAAAUCUGAAAAAGAUGAAGGCACUUCUGCUCCAACAGGAGAAGAUGCAGUGCCCACAGGGGCUGAAUCUCAGGCAGAAUCGACACCAGUAGCAGUACCUGCUCCACCUGGAAAAGGCAUGAGUGCCGACCUGGAAGGAGAGAAAAGCACGUUGCAGAACUGGAGGUCAGGUGGAGACGAUGCGCAGGUUUGUGGUCAGGAAGGCAAAGUGAGCAAAACGGGAAAGGAAGAUAUAAAGGCAGAAAGUGAGAUUCUGAAUCUUGAGACUGAGAGCAGUAAACUCGUACAAAAUGUAAUUCAGACAGUUGUUGACCAGUUAGAAAGUACAGAAGAAGCAGCACCUGAUUUCCAGACACAGGCUCAGCUGAUAAAAGUUGAUCACCAGGAAGGUGGACAGAAAAUGGAAGAACGUGAACUUCCAGCCUCUGCCCAGGGCGAAGAACAGACCCCCACAGCCGAAGAGGAGUCAGUACCGACCCCUCCAAAACAAGCACCUGAGGUUUCCAAAGGUGGGGGUGACGCUUCAGAAGAGACCACAACCGAGAAGGUAGAAAGUCCCAGUGUGGAUGAGCAGCAGCUUGAAGAGGUAGUUCUCCCCCCGGAGGCAAAGAACGAGGCAACUGGAACAGAGCGUGUGCUGGAAGCCAACAAAGGUGCUGGGUUAGGAGAAAGAAUAGAGGCAUCGCUCUCUGAAUCCCCAGAAGGUGAGAGAAGUGAUGCUCUGGAUGCCCCCGGGGGCCACAGCACGGCCCCAGAAGAUGCAGAGGCCUCGGGAGGCCUGACCAAAGAGUCCCUGGAUGCAAAUGGACCAAAACUGAAAGAGGAGGACGGCCAGGAAGGACAACUUCAGGAAGGGAAAGUGCAUCAUGAGUCAGGAAAAGAGCUCACAACUCAGACGCAGGAGGAGACGCAGAAACCGGAGAGGGAAGCGGCAACCUCGGCCCUUGGAGAGCCCUAAAGUGUCUGCUAAACCCAUAUAUUUGCCAGACCAGAAUGUGAAGACAAGGAGUGGAAGGAACAGACAGCUGCGGAGGCACAGCCCAGUUUUCAGACUCGAAGGGAACAGGCCCAUCAGCUGGUGUCAUCUCUAGUGACCCCCUGACAAUCCUGAGGCGUCAUCAGGAGCUACAGCUAAUGGGGCCUCCUUUCGCGGCCACCCUAUCAUUUUCCCUUGGUACCACGUAAUGUCUCUGAUUGGAGAUACUUAAAGUUUUAAUCUGGAACUGGAGUUGGCAAUUUGCCGGUUCUACUUCUCAAACUGGAGUAUCAUUCUUUAUGUAUUUAUAUGUAUGUUUUAAGUAACCCUCCUGUAUCUAUUGUAUAUUUUUUCUUAAUGUUUAAGAACAUGUGAAGUAUAGUCCACUCCUCUUGUAUAUCCCAUACUUUGUGACCGGGGCAUGCAGCCAUGGUCAAGCCUGGGGAAGGAAGCUUUAUGCCUCAGUUAAAACCUGUGAAAUCAGCUUUCUAGAAAUAACAUUCCUGAUCAGAAGCUACAAUUCUUAAUUUAAAAUUCACUGAGGAUUAGGUCUGUGUUUACUGUUAGUUUGAAAUUGGUCACUUCCCUAUUACACACAGUGUGCUAAAAAUAAACUUUUUUUUGUGGGGGGGAGGGAAACAUACGGAAUGUUCCAUUUUUACUGUGAAAUUUUUCUUUCUAGCCCAGUGGAGGUUGGAAGGAAGUUUUUUUCAGUAACUGAUUCACUUGAAGUCUUUCCCCCGGAAUUGGUAUGCUUGGAGAUGAGUGUGCUUAAAUCCUGAGGCAAAGUAGUGAAAUGUUUUUCAUCUUACCAAGAAAAGAAAAGACUGUUUUAAGUUUUUGAUUCUACUCUUAUAUGCAGGACCACAUCCACAUACAGCAUGAGAAAAGUAGGUUCUUUACAAAAGGUAUUUUGGUAGCUACUGGCCUGUGCCUGUGCCAUAUUUGUGCCCACUCUUUAAAGAACAAUGUCGCAUUAUGUUCAUUUGGAAAAAACUGUGAUUUGACAACUGAUUUAAAUAAAAUAUUUGCUUCACUUA